UAUGAGCCAGAGAUCAGAGCAGUGCGGGGAUGUGCGUGUGUGCACAGAUAUAGCAAGGUGCUGUGCAGAUACCCUCCCAGCCAGGUUUUCUCUUGCACAGUUCUCUGAUUCUGUGCUAUCUGGCAGAUCUUUUCUCUCUCUUUUUUUUUUUUUCUUUCCCCUCCACUGCUCCACUUCAAACAUGUCUACAGAGCAGAGCUUCUGAAAGGGCAUUUCCUGCAGCAUAUCUUCCUGAAAACAGCUCUCCUCUCUUCUCUUCAGAAGAGUCAUCAGCUACCAUGGUGGGGAUAGCAGCAAUGAGGACAUGGAUUGAGCCAGUGGUUGCUGGCUCCCAGGUGGCCAGUGCCUUCUACGACACAGGGCUGCUGGUGGUGGUGAAGAACUACUACAACCAAACCAACUCGACCUCUCCUUCUCACUCCCUGCAAGAUGCUCAGCAGAAGGCCGUCUCUAAUUUCUAUAUCAUCUACAACCUAGUCCUGGGCCUGAGCCCGCUGGCAUCAGCCUACGGCUUGUCUAAGCUUGGGGACAAGGUGCACCGGAAGAUCCCUAUCUCCUUCCCUCUUUUUGGCUACUUGGGCUCCAAAUCUCUCCUGCUCCUCUUGAUCCUGCUGGAUUGGCCAAUCGAGGUGAUGUAUGGGGCUGCUGCUUUCAAUGGGCUGACAGGCGGUUUCACCACACUCUGGGCAGGCAUCAUGGCUCUGGGAUCCUUGGGCUCCUCUGAGAGCAGGAGGUCUCUGCGACUUAUAGUUAUUGAGCUGGUGUACGGCCUAGCCGGCUUCCUGGGAAGCAUGGUAUCAGGGUACCUCUUUGUUGGAUUCAGUGACCACUAUCGAGAGGGCACGGUGCUAGUGGGCUGCAGCAUUGCUUGCUAUGCUUUCUGUCUCCUCUACAGUAUUUUUGUCCUGAAAGUCCCCAAGCCAGCAGCUCCCUGCCCAGCCAAAGCCAAGAGCACGGGGGACGGCGGUAGCCAGCUGCCAGUCGGUACAGGAGCCGCAAGAAAUUCCCACUCUUCUGAAAGCAGCAACCUUACUCCAGUAGCACCCUCAAAACUUAUCAUUGUCAUGCUCUUUGUUGGGGCGAUCCUGUAUGACCUUGCGGUGGUUGGUGCAAUGAACGUGCUCCCACUCUUCUUGCUCAAGGAGCCCUUAAGCUGGAACCCUGUGGAGAUUGGCCAUGGCAAUGCUGCUGGGUAUGUGAUCUUCGUCACCAGCUUCCUAGGGGUAUUUGUGUUCUCUAAGUAUUUAAGGGAUACUACAAUUAUCAUGAUUGGAAUGGUAUCCUUCAGCGCUGGCAUCCUCAUUAUGGCCUUCGUGCGGUGGACCUUCUUGUUCUACAUUGCACGGGCAGUGAUGCUCUUUGCCCUCAUCCCCCUACCAACCAUCAGGUCCAUGUUAUCCAAGCAUGUUGAAGGAUCAUCUUAUGGUAAGGUGUUUGUCCUGCUGCAGUUGUCCUUAGUCAUCACGGGAGUCGUGACAUCUACCGUCUACAACAAGAUCUAUCAAAGCACACUGGACUGGUACAGCGGGUUCUGCUUCAUUCUGUCUUUCCUAUUUGGCUGCCUAAGUCUCCUCCCUUUAAGCAUCGUGGCCUUCAAACAACGUUCAACCACUGGUUCCCUUCAAAUUCUGACAGAGUGACAGAGCUGCAGCAGCUAAAACCUCAGAAAAUUAUCUGAGCUGUCCAAGGGGAAGGCUUGCUAAGCAUUAGUCCCUACAGAUUUGAAAGUGAAAAACAUCUGUGUUUCUAUUUCACUGCACAACCUCUUAGACACUAAACUCAACCAGGACAGAGAAGUUGGCCUUGAUACAUACUAUGCAAGAUGCUGCACUGCACAGAUGUCCUGCCUAUUGCACACCAGCUGCCUUUAGAGCAUUUUGGUUUCCCUCUAGGCUGCUUAGCAGCAAGGACUUAAUAGGGCAGAUGGACAAGAAGAGGAUAGAAACAAAAACUGUUUUAGCCAUGCUGUUCAAUUUGGAAGAGGGAAGCUGAGGAUCAGCCCUAGUUUUCCAUUAGUUCUCUUCUUGUCUGUUCAAUUAGAAAUCUCAAGGCAGUCCUGUGACUUUGGCUUACUAUGCUGCAUGUGCAUGGUGGUCAGCAGGACUCAGUCUAAUGAGCGUUAGAGACAAGUAUGAAGAGGUGUCAUCCCAGCUAACUGAGGUUGCAAAGAGCACUAAAAUACAGAAAUAUCACUUAAAAAAAAAAAAAAAAACCCACAC
Molecule: messenger RNA, 2219 nt
Organism: Struthio camelus australis
Lineage: Eukaryota; Metazoa; Chordata; Aves; Struthioniformes; Struthionidae
Gene: SLC46A2
Product: solute carrier family 46 member 2
Biological process (GO): transmembrane transport
Cellular component (GO): membrane
Molecular function (GO): transmembrane transporter activity
Source: RefSeq, a predicted model, not a curated record